AUGGGCUACGCUAAGCGUGCCCACCUCAUGAACGCGAUGGUUCCUGGUCUCUCUGGAGGCAAGAUGUCGUCAUCGGACGCCAAGUCGAAGAUUGACUUCCUCGACACGCCGGCUGAGAUCAAGUCGAAGCUCAAGGCCGCUCUGUGUACUCCGGGAGAGGUUGAGGGCAACGGUGUCCUCGCUUUCCUCAAGACUGUCCUGAUCCCUGUUCAGGAGCUGCGCGAGGAACAGGCUCGUGCCCGUGGAGAGGAGCGCUACAAGGGCGAGGGCAGCUUCGCCAAGGCUGACUCGCCUGUCGGAACUCUCUUCUCGAUUCCCCGUCCGGAGAAGUACGGCGGCGACAUGCACUUCUCCUCGUACCAGGCUCUCGAGGACGCCUACGCCAAGGAGGAGCUCCACCCCGGAGACCUCAAGGCCGGUGUCACCGAGGCUCUCACCAGCCUCCUUGGCCCCAUCCGCAAGGUCUUCGACGCUUCUCCCGAGUGGCAGGAGGCCGAGAAGCUCGGCUACCCCAACGCCUCUGUCGCUGCCGGUGCCGCCCCCGCGAAGAAGGAGCCUAAGGCUAAGAAGCCCCAGAAGAGCAACAAGCCCCCCACCGAGGAGGAGCUCAUCAAGCUUCGCGCCGAGAAGGAGAAGCAGAAGGCUGCUAAGGCUGCUGCCAAGGCUGCCGCUGCUGGAGGUGCCGCUGGUGCUGCUGCCGGUGCCGCUGCUGGUGCCGCCGCUGGCCCCAGCCGUACCAUCCUCAACACCGAGAUGCCCAAGCUCAAGCUCCUUUCGAAGGGCAAGGUUCGUGACAUCUACGCCCUCCCCGACGAGAAGGAUGCCGACAAGCUCCUCUUCGUCGCGACUGACCGCAUGAGCGCCUUCGACGUGAUCAUGAACAACGGCAUUCCCCAGAAGGGUGCCACCCUGACUGAGCUGUCCCUCUUCUGGUUCCACAAGCUCCGCAACGUCAUCCCCAACCACGUUCUCACCCCCAGCCUCGAGGGUGCUUCUCCCGCCGCUCUCAACGGUGCCACCGCCUGGGAGGAGUUCCCCCGCUCCCUCGACGAGUACCGUGACCAGCUCGAGGGAAGGAGCAUGAUCGUCAAGAAGUGCGAGGUUGUCAAGAUUGAGGCUAUCGUCCGUGGCUACAUUACUGGCUCCGCCUGGUCCGAGUACAAGAAGAGCCAGACCGUCCACGGCAUCCCCAUGCCCGCCGGUCUCGUCGAGAGCCAAAAGCUCCCCAAGGCCAUCUUCACCCCAUCAACCAAGGCUGACCUCGGCGACCACGACGAGAACAUCCACCCCGACAAGGUCAAGGACAUCUGCGGCCCCGAGCUCGCCGCCGAGAUCGAGCGCGUCGCCCUUGCCCUCUACAACGAGGCUGCCGCCUACGCCCUCGAGCGCGGCCUCAUCCUCGCUGACACCAAGUUCGAGUUUGGUCUCCUCGACACGCCCAACGGCAAGCAGCUCAUCCUCAUCGACGAGGCGCUCACCCCCGACUCGUCGCGCUACUGGGCGGCCGCCGACUACGAGGCCGGCAAGCCCCAGCCCUCCUUCGACAAGCAGUACCUCCGUGACUGGCUCAUCAAGGAGAACCUCAAGGGCAAGGAGGACGUCACCCUCCCCGAGGACGUUGUCGCCGAGACCAAGUCGAAGUACGAGGAGGCGCGGGAUCGCGUCAUGGGCCGCGGCAAGUUCGCUGCCAAGAAGUAA
Trichosporon asahii var. asahii CBS 2479 is the source of this 1698-nucleotide messenger RNA. RefSeq names its product phosphoribosylamidoimidazole-succinocarboxamide synthase. Gene Ontology annotation, biological process: 'de novo' IMP biosynthetic process; tRNA aminoacylation for protein translation. The transcript has a single exon. The coding region runs from base 1 to 1698 and encodes 565 amino acids. Gene Ontology annotation, cellular component: cytoplasm. Gene Ontology annotation, molecular function: phosphoribosylaminoimidazolesuccinocarboxamide synthase activity; ATP binding; aminoacyl-tRNA ligase activity. NCBI's taxonomy places the organism in Eukaryota, Fungi, Basidiomycota, Tremellomycetes, Trichosporonales, Trichosporonaceae. The record is from RefSeq and is a predicted model, not a curated record.